Molecule: messenger RNA, 7196 nt
Organism: Oncorhynchus nerka (sockeye salmon)
Lineage: Eukaryota; Metazoa; Chordata; Actinopteri; Salmoniformes; Salmonidae
Product: nucleus accumbens-associated protein 1-like
Exons: 8
Coding region: 2674-4347 (557 amino acids)
Biological process (GO): regulation of transcription by RNA polymerase II
Molecular function (GO): RNA polymerase II cis-regulatory region sequence-specific DNA binding; protein binding; DNA-binding transcription factor activity, RNA polymerase II-specific
Source: RefSeq, a predicted model, not a curated record
GUUGUUAUGGGGUAAGCUGAGGUGGAUGUCUGUGCUGUUUAUGGUUGUUAUGGGGUAAGCUGAGGUGGAUGUCUGUGCUGUUUAUGGUUGUUAUGGGGUUAGCUGAGGUGGAUGUCUGUGCUGAGCUUCAGAGAUAGUGGGAGGGGAGAGGAGGCGCCUGCACCCUUAAAGUUCAGUGUAUCUUAAUAGUUCAGAGUGGCUCACUGUCUUUGUCUCCUCCUCUUCAUCCACACACACACCAUUAUAUAUGAUGUUGUCGAGAGGAAUGACAGACCUUUCAUUUCUGUUGACUUUAGAGCAUAGGCCUAUGAAAUAUUAGAGGGUUUCAGGUUUAGGUUGUUGUAUGCUUGAGAGAAUAGGUUAUGGGCAAUUCAAACAAACCCACAUUGUAGUGCUGUAGGAGUAGGAUAUUUACACAGAUGUAAACACACAUUUUACAAUCAAAUAACAUCUCUGAAUUUGUUUUAGACAGUUUCAGGCCUAUAGAAAUAGCAGAUAGAAGUGAUAUGCUUUCACUUUUCAGAAUAAGGUCUGUGUGUGUAUGGGCAUUGACAUUUGCUACAUAUGGAUAAGUAGGCUUUUUUUUAGUAUUUUAAGGGUCUCCUUUCUGCUCAAAACACACUGUAAAAUGGUUUACUUUGUCUGAAUGACAAAUGAAAGUGUUAGGUUCACUUCAGUUGCUUCCAAAUGGGUAUCAUUACUAAACAUGUUUUAUCCAUUGGAGGGUGCUGUCUGCUAGUGUUAAGGUCAGUGAUGAGCUGAUAGGAUUUCCUCUCCGUAUGAUGGGUGCUGUCUGCUAGUGUUAAGGUCAGUGAUGAGCUGAUAGGAUUUCCUCUCCGUAUGAUGGGUGCUGUCUGCUAGUGUUAAGGUCAGUGAUGAGCUGAUAGGAUUUCCUCUCCGUAUGAUGGGUGCUGUCUGCUAGUGUUAAGGUCAGUGAUGAGCUGAUAGGAUUUCCUCUCCGUAUGAUGGGUGCUGUCUGCUAGUGUUAAGGUCAGUGAUGAGCUGAUAGGAUUUCCUCUCCGUAUGAUGGGUGCUGUCUGCUAGUGUUAAGGUCAGUGAUGAGCUGAUAGGAUUUCCUCUCCGUAUGAUGGGUGCUGUCUGCUAGUGUUAAGGUCAGUGAUGAGCUGAUAGGAUUUCCUCUCCGUAUGAUGGGUGCUGUCUGCUAGUGUUAAGGUCAGUGAUGAGCUGAUAGGAUUUCCUCUCCGUAUGAUGGGUGCUGUCUGCUAGUGUUAAGGUCAGUGAUGAGCUGAUAGGAUUUCCUCUCCGUAUGAUGGGUGCUGUCUGUUAGUGUUAAGGUCAGUGAUGAGCUGAUAGGAUUUCCUCUCCGUAUGAUGGGUGCUGUCUGUUAGUGUUAAGGUCAGUGAUGAGCUGAUAGGAUUUCCUCUCCGUAUGAUGGGUGCUGUCUGCUAGUGUUAAGGUCAGUGAUGAGCUGAUAGGAUUUCCUCUCCGUAUGAUGGGUGCUGUCUGCUAGUGUUAAGGUCAGUGAUGAGCUGAUAGGAUUUCCUCUCCGUAUGAUGGGUGCUGUCUGCUAGUGUUAAGGUCAGUGAUGAGCUGAUAGGAUUUCCUCUCCGUAUGAUGGGUGCUGUCUGUUAGUGUUAAGGUCAGUGAUGAGCUGAUAGGAUUUCCUCUCCGUAUGAUGGGUGCUGUCUGCUAGUGUUAAGGUCAGUGAUGAGCUGAUAGGAUUUCCUCUCCGUAUGAUGGGUGCUGUCUGCUAGUGUUAAGGUCAGUGAUGAGCUGAUAGGAUUUCCUCUCCGUAUGAUGGGUGCUAUGGUUGGGCCUUAUUUUACAGCCCUCUAUUUACCUGGUGUCCUUAGAAAUUAUAUGGUAAUAAUAGUUAAAUUGCUUGAUAAUUAGGCCCUCCUUCUUAGUGGUUUCUCAUUGAUUGUAACAUGCACCACUAGUACCAUGUUACUUGUUAUAGUGAACAAAAAUAUGAGUUCAACAAUUUCAAAGAUUUUUACAGAGUUACUGUAUAUAUAAGGAAAUCAGUCAAUUGAAAUAAAUGAAUUAGGCCCUAAUCUAUGGAUUUCACUUGACUGGGCAGAGGUGCAACCAUGGUUGGGCCUUGGAGGGCAUUGGCCCACCCACUGGGGAGCCAGGCCCAGCCACUGGGGAGCCAGGCCCAGCCAAUCAGUUUUUCCCCACGAAAUGGCUUUGUUACACACAUAAAUGCACCUCAGUUUCAUCAGCUGUCCAGGUGGCUGGUCUCAGACAAUCCCGCAGGUAAAGAAGCCAGAUGUGGAGGUCCUGGGCUGGCGUGGUUACAUGUGGUCUGCGGUUGUAAGGCUGGUUGGACGUACUGCUAAAUUCUCUGAAACGACGUUGGAGACGGCUUAUGGUAGAGAAAUGAACAUUCAAUUAUCUGGCAACAGCUCUGGUGGACAUUCCUGUAUUCAACAUGCUAAUUGCCCACUCCCUCCAAACUUGAGAUAUCUGUAGCAUUGUGUUGUGUGACAAAACUACACAUUAUAUAUAGCCUUUUAUUGUCCCCAGCAAAAGGUGCAACUGUGUAAUGGUCAUGCUGUUUAAUCAGCUUCUUGAUAUGCCACACCUGUCAGGUGAAUGGAUUAUCUUGGCAAAGGAGAAAUGCUCACUAAAAGAGACAUACAAAAAUGAUGCACAACAUUUGAGAGAAAUAACCUUUUUACCCUGUGGUGGUGUGCGUAGCGCACCAUGGCCCAGACCCUUCAGAUGGCGAUUCCUAACUUUGGCAACAACGUCCUGGAGUGUCUGAACGAGCAGCGUCUCCAGGGGCUCUACUGCGAUGUCUCCGUGGUCGUCAAGGGACACGCCUUCAAGGCUCACCGUGCCGUGCUUGCGGCCAGCAGCUCUUACUUCCGGGACCUGUUCAGCACUGGGGGAGGCAGCGGCUCCAAGACCCCCACAGUGGUGGAGCUCCCCCCGGCCGUCCAGCCCCAGAGCUUCCAGCAGAUCCUGGCCUUCUGCUACACAGGCCGCCUCAGCAUGACAGUGGGAGACCAGUUCCUCCUCAUGUACACCGCAGGAUUCCUGCAGAUCCAGCAGAUCAUGGAGAAGGGCACAGAGUUCUUCCUCAAGGUUUCCUCGCCCAGCUGUGACUCCCAGGGCCUGCAAGCCGAGGAGGCUCCGCCCUCCGAACCCCAGAGCCCCGUCACUCAAACCGUUGCCAUGGGGACUGGCAGUCGCCCCGCCUCCUGCCUUACCCCCCUCCCCCUCAUGUCGCGGGUGAAGACAGAGCAGCAGGGCAACCAAUCAGAAGCCUCGCCCUACUCGGUGGUGUGCACUCCUGUGGCCAAGCGCUUGUGGGAGGGCGGCAGCAGCCGAGACGGGGGUGGAGGCGGCUCAGGUGGAGGCGGAUCCAGGAAGGCCGCCCGCUUUUCCCAGGAGUCUGUGCGAGGGAGUGCCAUCCAGAGCUCGGGGGCGCUGGCACUGGCCAUGGGGAUGGGGGCCAGCGGGCCGGGGAUAGGAUCAGGGGUCGGAGGCCACGGCAGCGGUUCCAACGGGAUUGUGGUCUCCAUGGGCAACGUGGCAUCGGAGGGCGCCAGCCCGGGCACGAUGAGCGCCUACACCAGUGACUCGCCUAUCAGUUACCAUGACGAGGAGGAAGAGGAGGAGGUGACGGAGGAGCAGACGGAGGAGCAGUACAGGCAGAUCUGUAACAUGUACACCAUGUACAGCAUGCUCAACGUGGGCGCCGCAGCUGGUGAGCGUGUGGAGGCCCUGCCGGACCACUCAGAGACCCGGGGUCGUAUGCGGGGUCGCCAGGACCUUUCGUCUCUCCCCGCUGAGCUCAUCACACAGAUAGGCAACCGCUGCCACCCCAAACUAUACGAGGAGGGGGACCCCGCAGAGAAACUAGAGCUUGUCUCAGGUACGUGUGUGUUCAUAUCUCGAGCCCAGCUGAUGAACUGUCAUGUGAGUGCAGGGACCAGACACAAGGUGUUGCUCAGGAGGCUGCUGGCUGCCUUCUUCGACAGGAAUACUCUGGCUAACAGCUGUGGAACAGGAAUCCGCUCCUCCACUAACGACCCCAGCCGCAAGCCCCUGGACAACAGAGUGUUGCACGCAGUCAAAUUCUACAGCCAGAACUUCGCCACGAGCUUCAAGGAGAGCGAGAUGAACGCCAUCGCGGCGGACAUGUGCACCAACGCCCGCCGCGUCGUCCGCAAGAGCUGGAUCCCCAAGCUGAAGCUGCUCAUGGCCGAGGGCGACGCGUACUCCGCCUUCCUCCCUGACGCCAAGAUGGAGGCCGACGCCCUAGGGGCGGAGCCAACCUUUGAACCCAACUCCCUGGAGGGCGCCGAGACGGGUGGCUCGUCUGGCGAGUCGCUGCAGGGGGUGGGCAGCGACGGAGGCACUUUGUUUUAGAUGGGGAGGUGGAGUACAGAAGUGUUUAGAAGACGAUGAUGAAUACCUAUAUUUCCCUGUACUCCUUUCUUCUCCUCUGGUGGUGUGGCCCAUCCCCCUGGCCUUUUGAUCCUCCACCUCCGACAUGUGACUCUGAAACGUUGCUAGGGGAAACAGGGGUUGUUACCUGGAUGUUAACCAGGAAGUUAUGCUUUAAUUUUGAAAGCGAGAGUCUAAGCAAUCGUAACUUCCAAUAUGGUUUCUGCUGUAUAUUAGUAUGGGGGUAGAGAAAGGGUGAUGGGUUUGUGGGGAUGCAGUAUUUUUUGGGGGAUUAACCAAAUUCCUGCCUCACCAUAUCAAAACACAUUCCCCUGGUUUUGAAUGUAGAUGUCAGCAGCAUUGCACAAUGUCAGUCUGAACGAUUGUAUCCCAACCUCUUGAGGAAAAAGAAACCGACAGAAAGAUAACUACUCUAUGGAUAUGAGAGAGACUGUAGUUUCUCUCUCUAGAAUGAGAGAAAGAGAAAAGGGGAGAGAGGGAGCGAUAGAAAGACCCCUAACCCACCAACCCCACACCCUUCUGUGACCAGAACAAAAUGAUUAUGCCCUCAGUUUUAAUGUACUGUCUCUCUUCUUGUAGCUUUUCUGAUCACAGCUCGUUUCUCUGUUUGUAACAUGGAUCCAGAGAUGAGGACUACAGGUGUACAACCUGUAAUUGUAAAGAAAUCCAAGGGGAACAGAAAAAGACGGUCAUAUUUUUUUGAAUAUGUAUUUAUACAACUGUUGUUGUGUACAGAGAGAAAGAGAGGGAUUGGUUUUAAAUCUCUGUUGUUUUAUUGUAUUUUGAACAGCUGUUUUUGCAAAGAAAGUCCUGCUCGGAAAAAUAAGAUUUAAAAGCAAAUAAGUAAAAGUGCUAUUUUUGCAUAAAAAUAUGGUAUUGAUCAAGUGGUCAGAAAAGUCUUAACGUAGGGCCUUUUGAGUUUUUUGUUUUGACAAACUGUUGAACUGAAAAAUAUCUGUUUUUAAGACAGAACUGGGCACUUUCUACCUGCGGCAAUCCAAUAUAGCUUAUCUUAUUCUUGUCCUUUUUUCUCUAUGGAAAAUGUCAAGGAAGCCUACCUAUGUGGCUGUUCACAACGAUGACUGACUCUGUUAUGCUUGCUAGCGACGUUACUAUGCUAGCUAAACUGCUUACUCGGAAAUCACGGCUAAAUGUAAAAAUGCACAGCUUGAAUCAACUGGUGGACUGCUGCAACUAUCGUGCUAGCUAGCUAACCCCUCCUCUGUUGGUUAGUGACUGGUGGACUGCUGCAACUAUCGUGCUAGCUAGCUAACCCCUCUGUUGGUUAGUGACUUGCUCUGAAGCAGACUACUGACAUCAUUACACAUCAUGAGGUGGUGAUUCAAUGACCGGAAAACAUUUGGAAUAAUGGAAUGUGCCUUUUUUAAUCGACAUGGAUAUGCAGGGGUGGGUCCUGCUUAUGUUGAUGUUGGGAAGGAGGGAGUAGAAUGGGGGGUUUAAAAGGUGGCAGGGCGUUCAGCUUGAGACAGAGUUGUAACACACACACACACACACACGUGUUCCAAAGAGAGAUGGGGUGAGGUCAGGGGGAUUGGCAUUCCGGUGGAGUAUGUUGGUGUGUUUUAAACAGUCUCAUAUAUGUGCGAGAGCAAGCAUUUGUGUUCAUUCCUUGAAUGUGACUGAAAAGUAUAUUUGUUCCUGUGCGAUUGAUGUGUGUGAGUGCGCUUUAGGUGGGUGUGUGUGAGUGAGUGUGCUUUUACGUGUGUGUGUCCUCCACCUGGUAGUCUUUUGGAUUGGUUUAAGACUCCCUCUGCUGGGACACUUGUCUUUGUGAACGAUGACCUAUACCAUCUUCCAUACACCUUUGCAAUCCAAAAGAUGUGAGACACCUUCAGAUAGAAAAGUGAUGUAUAGAGCGGACACAAUUCACUUUUCUCCAUACGGCAGAGAAGCAGGUCCACUCUAUGCAUGACAUUUCUGUCCUGAUUGUUUAACUCUCUCUCACGCUUGGUAAAUCCAAAAUGGACAAUGGUGGAUAUGUUAAAGGGGAGGUGAAGCACCUUUUUAAAUGGGAUGAACCCAUGUUUCCUGCACCUUUGAUAAAGGAUUUUGAUGUGUUGUGUGGAGAAUCAACCCAAGGGAUGGCCUUGUUCAAAUACUUUUAAGCGGCAUCCUUCCUCCCUUUCAUUGAUGUAAGCACUUCAGGGAAGGGACUAAAGGAAGGGUGCAUUUAGAGAGUAUUGGAACAUAGCCUGCGUCUCAGAUCUGUGGAUGUGGGAUGCACUGGGAUGACUCCUGUUGUAAAUAUUGGGACCGUUGAGCUGACUUUCUUUCUACGCUCGUCUAGCGAUUUCCUAUGUAGGGUGAUUGUGUAAAAGUGUGGAAGCGAUGAAAGAGGACCGUUUUUUAUAUAUAUUUUUUAUUUUUUACUUGGUCUCGCGUGUUGUCGAGACGUCAUGGAGACUGAUGUGUGUGUGUGUGUGAGCUCCCAGCAUGCAUUUGGCCUACAGGUCGGAGGAGGAUGAUGGUUGCUUUGGUCUUAAAGUACUGGCCUAAUGUGCUACUGAUUUGGUGUGACUGAAGGGAGGGAGGAGAGGUCAUGUUUAGGGAGAGAGGUGUCAUGGCUGCAGACUGUCCAUCAGAAUAUUGUACAGAAAAAAAUAUUAUUUUUCAAAAUGUUUUUUCUUUUAUUGCUUAUGUUUUCUUUAAAGAAACAUGUACUGUAAAGACCUUAAAGAAACAUGUACUGUAAAGACCUUAAAGAAACAUGUACUGUAAAGACCUUAAAGAAACAUGUACUGUAAAGACCUUAAAGAAACAUGUACUGUAAAGACCUUAAAGAAAUGCUA